AUGGUGUCACUCAAGUCGGCCGUUUUGGCUGCCACCUAUGCCAUCUCAGCUGCUGCUGUUGAUAUCGCCGUGAAAUCUACCGGUGGUAACGCUACUAGCGGCCACCAGUAUGGAUUCCUCCACGAGGAUAUCAACAACUCUGGUGACGGUGGUAUCUAUGCUGAACUGAUUCGCAACCGCGCUUUCCAGUUCAGCAACAGGUUCCCUGUCUCGCUUGACGGAUGGCACUCUAUUAACGGCGCCGUCUUGACUCUCAAGAACCUCAGCGAGCCUCUUUCUGCCGCCCUUCCUGUCUCCGUCAACGUUGCCGGUGGCAAUGGCUCAAAAGCGAUCGGUCUCGAGAACGAUGGUUACUGGGGCAUGGAUGUCAGGCAACAGAAAUACACCGGCUCUUUCUGGGUCAAGGGUGCCUACGAUGGCGUAUUCACUGCCUCAUUGAAGUCUGCCCUUAACGACGAUGUGUUCGGCUCCGUUGAGAUCCAGUCCAAGUCCAAGGCAGACGAGUGGGUUGAGCACGCGGUCGAGCUCAUUCCUACCAAGGAUGCUCCUAACAGCAACAACACCUUUGCCAUUACUUUUGACGCUGCGGCCGCUGCUGACGGCUCGCUCGACUUCAACUUGAUCAGCUUGUUCCCCCCCACCUACAAGAACCGCAAGAACGGUCUGCGUGUUGAUAUCGCUGAGGCUCUCGCUGAGCUGCACCCUAGUCUGCUUCGCUUCCCCGGUGGUAACAUGCUUGAGGGCAUUGACAACAAGACCUACUGGGACUGGAAGGACACUCUUGGUCCUCUCAGAAACCGUCCUGGUUUCCAAGGGGUCUGGAACUACCAGCAGACCCACGGUUUGGGUCUCAUGGAGUACCUUGAGUGGGCCGAGGAUAUGGACCUGACUAUUGUUAUUGGUGUUUGGGCCGGUCUCGCUUUGAACGGCGAUGUCACUCCUAAGGAGGACCUCCAGCCUUUCAUUGACGACGCACUUGAUCAGAUCGAGUUCAUCCGUGGCCCUGUCGAUACCAAAUGGGGAGCUCGUCGCGCUGAGCUCGGUCACCCUGAGCCUUUCGAUCUGCAGAUGGUCGAAAUCGGAAACGAGGACUGGCUUGCCGGUUACCCUGGCGGCUGGACAUCGUACAAGGAGUACCGCUUCCCCAUGUUCAUGGAGGCUAUCCUCGCCAAGUACCCUGACAUUACUGUCAUCUCUUCUGGUGCCUCUACCGAUGGUGAUGGUUUUGACAUUCCUGCCCCUGGCGUUGGUGACUAUCACCCCUACCGUACCCCCGAUGCUCUUGUUGAUGAGUUCGAUCGCUUCGACAACGACGUCCCGCAUAUCGUCGGCGAAGUUGCCGCCACUCACCCCAACGGCGGCAUCGGCUGGGACGGCGACCUGAUGAGCUUCCCCUGGUGGAUUGGCACUGUUGGUGAGGCCGUUUCUCUGAUCGGCUACGAGCGCAACGCCGACCGCGUCCCCGGUACCUUCUACGCCCCUGUCCUCCGCAACAUGAACCGCUGGCAGUGGGCCGUCACCAUCGUCCAGUUCGCCGCUGAUCCUAAGAUGACUACCCGAUCUACCAGCUGGUACGUCUGGGAGCUCUUCGCUGCUCACCCUCUGUCGCACACCCUUGAGGCUUCCGCGGACUUUGGCCCUGUCUACUACGUCGCUGGAAAGAACGAGGCCAAGGGCAACUUCAUCUGGAAGGGUGCUGCCUACAACACUACCAACAGCGAAGACGUCCCCGUCACUGUCAAGUUUGAGGGUGUUGAGGCCGGCACCAAGGCUUCUCUGACUCUCCUGACCAACCCCAGCGGAGACCCGUUCGCUUACAACGAUCCCCACACCGGUGUCAACAUUGUCGACAGCAAGACUGUUGUCCUGACUGCCAACGAGGAUGGUGCUUUCAACUUCACUCUUCCUGAGUUGAGCGUUGCCGUUUUGGACACGGAUGUUGGCGCUGAGAAAGCUGCUCGCGCCGUCAAGAAGCCUUUCUUCGCGUAA
Messenger RNA from Colletotrichum truncatum, 1989 nucleotides. Its product is annotated as alpha-l-arabinofuranosidase a. The record is from RefSeq and is a predicted model, not a curated record. NCBI's taxonomy places the organism in Eukaryota, Fungi, Ascomycota, Sordariomycetes, Glomerellales, Glomerellaceae. Gene Ontology annotation, biological process: L-arabinose metabolic process. Gene Ontology annotation, molecular function: alpha-L-arabinofuranosidase activity.